Molecule: messenger RNA, 1746 nt
Organism: Ceratotherium simum simum (southern white rhinoceros)
Lineage: Eukaryota; Metazoa; Chordata; Mammalia; Perissodactyla; Rhinocerotidae
Gene: TSLIG3B
Product: tRNA splicing ligase complex subunit 3B
Cellular component (GO): tRNA-splicing ligase complex
Source: RefSeq, a predicted model, not a curated record
GGUUUCCGGCGGGCUCCUUAGAGCGCCGAACAGCGUUGGGCCGAAGGACCAUGAGAGGGCCGGAGCCUGGUCCCGAGCCUACCAUGGAGGGGGACGUGCUGGACACCCUGGAGGCGCUGGGGUAUAAGGGACCACUGUUAGAAGAGCAAGCUCUUACCAAGGCAGCAGAAAGUGGACUGUCUUCACCUGAAUUUUCAGAGCUCUGUGUUUGGUUAGGCUCUCAAAUAAAAUCAUUGUGCAACUUGGAAGAAAGUAUCACUUCAGCUGGGAGAGAUGAUUUAGAAAGCUUCCAGCUUGAGAUAAGUGGUUUUUUAAAAGAAAUGGCAUGUCCAUAUUCUGUACUCAUAUCAGGAGAUAUUAAAGACCGUUUAAAAAAGAAGGACGACUGUUUGAAACUUCUAUUAUUUUUAAGUACAGAACUUCAAGCUUUACAAAUAUUACAGAACAAGAAAUGUAAAAAUUCUCAAUUAGCUAAAAACAGUGAAAUUUAUCAGGAAGUUCAAGCUAUCUGUGAUACCCUUGGUGUACCCAAGUCAACAACUUCUGACAUUCCGCUUAUGCUAAAUCAAGUGGAGUCAAAGGUGAAAGAUAUUCUCUCAAAAGUCCAGAAAAAUCAUGUGGGAAAACCACUGCUGAAAAUUGAUUUAAAUCUGGAACAGGCGAAACAACUGGAAAGAAUCAACGAUGCUCUUUCCUGUGAAUAUGAGUGCCGCCGGCGGAUGUUGAUGAAACGAUUAGAUGUGACAGUGCAGUCUUUUGGAUGGUCUGAUAGAGCAAAGGUAAAAACAGACGACAUAGCAAGAAUUUACCAGCCUAAGCGUUAUGCUUUGUCACCCAAGACAACAAUCACAUUGGCACAUCUACUUGCAGCUCGUGAAGAUCUAUCCAAGAUCAUUAGGACAAGUAGUGGCACCAGCCGGGAGAAGACGGCCUGUGCCAUUAAUAAGGUGCUGAUGGGAAGGGUGCCUGACAGGGGAGGACGACCGAAUGAAAUUGAACCACCACCCCCUGAAAUGCCCCCUUGGCAAAAGAGACAAGAAGGCGGCGGAAGGGGUGGUUGGGGUGGUGGAGGUGGAGGUGGUGGCAGAGGAGGUGGUGGGGGUGGAAGAGGUGGCUGGGGAGCGGGAGGAGGCUGGGGAGGAGGUGGAGGAGGGGGAGGAGGCUGGGGAGGAGGUGGAGGAGGUGGCGGUAGAGGAGGAGGUUUCCAAGGCAGGGGAGAUUAUGGUGGAAGAGGAGGGGGCUAUGGUGGAAGAGGGGGCUAUGGUGGAAGAGGUUAUGGAGAUCCGUAUGGAGGAGGUGGUGGUGGAUAUAGAAGAUAUUAAAACUACAAAAAUUGGAUAGCAGUGCUUACUUCUUGAUAGAUACGUUAGGCAUAGUGUUCUAAAUAACAUACUUGAAUGUCAUCUUUGAAGUAAACACCAUGUUAGACUCCCUAAUGGUAACAUUCUUCAAUUGGGUUAAUAUGUAAGAGCAUUGUUUUAUACUACCAUUUGAUCUCUUAGACAAAGUAAUGAUUUUUUCCAUAUUCUGUGUAUCCUUGAGCAUGUUAUGUCUUUUUAAAAAAAACAAAAAAUGAUCAAAAAUUAUUUUUAAAAAUGUAAAUAUUUAUUACCAUCAAACGGAAAAUGGAAAGUAUUUUAUUGUCUUUAUUGAAUUUAGAUUGUUACCUGUAUUUUAUUCAGGUUUGAGACCCAUAAAUGACCCCACUUGUAAUGGAAAGGAGUAUAGACUGUUGCCUCAUCUGUA